This is a messenger RNA of Ustilago hordei, 1866 nucleotides long. RefSeq lists its product as uncharacterized. Gene Ontology annotation, biological process: glucan catabolic process. Gene Ontology annotation, molecular function: beta-glucosidase activity. The coding region runs from base 1 to 1866 and encodes 621 amino acids. Gene Ontology annotation, cellular component: extracellular region; cell surface. The record is from RefSeq and is a predicted model, not a curated record. The transcript has a single exon. NCBI's taxonomy places the organism in Eukaryota, Fungi, Basidiomycota, Ustilaginomycetes, Ustilaginales, Ustilaginaceae.
AUGAAGAUCACUUCGUUUGCUCUGGCGACCAUUGCCCUCGCUUUGAUGGCGGACAACACUGAGGCUCUCCCCGCCAUUCGCAGCUACAAGGGUGUUUCGCCUUACAAAGCGCGCUACACCGCAAACCCACCCAUGCCACCCAUGAAGGAUCCUCGUUCUGUCGCUGGCGCUCGUCGUAUGCGUCUCAGCUCUAACGAGGCACUCGAAGAGACUUACCUCGAUGAGCUUCACUAUAUCCCUGCUCAUGGUAACCCCGAAGCAUCCGCCCAGUUCUGGAACAACGUGCAGAACCGACUCGAGUCAGCCAUCAACAAGCUCGACAAGGCUACCACCGCUCUUGGUAUGGGUAACGCCAUAUCUCCUUACAAGGCAGCUAAUGCUGUCAAGGGCGCUGCCAAGUCGCUUGGUUUCACCUUCACAGUUCAGAGCCACGGCUCGAACCUACAGGACUUGAGCUUCAACUUUAACACCUCCAAGCCUCUCUCCUGGGGUGACGAGGCUCAACUCUCGGAGGCUACUCGCGAGGACGCCAUCUUCGAAGGCAAAGGCAAAGGUUUCGACUCGACUCUUCCCAACUUGCCUGCCGACUCCGGUUUCGAUUACAAGAACGACAAAGUUCGUGGUGUCAACCUCGGCAACUGGCUCCUCUUCGAAGCUUGGAUGGAUGGCAAGCUCAUGCAGUCCCUCAACGACCAUGCUAUCAAUGCUCCUUGGCCCAACCCUAUCAUUGACGAGUGGACAGCUGGUCUCUACUCGGACAAAGGAUGGGCAUCCUACGUCUUGGAGAAACACUUUGACGAAUGGAUGACCGAAGAUGAUUGGAAAGCGAUCAAGGCUGCUGGUCUCAACCACGUUCGUAUUCCUGUUCCUUACUUCAUGUUUAAGGAAGCUGUAGGGCCCAACGCCCCUUACUUGACCUUGAACCGAUUUGCAAAGUUGAAGCAAGGUGUUCAGAUGGCCAAGAAGUACGGGUUGAAGGUUUGGAUCGACUUGCACAGUGUUCCUGGUUCGCAGAACGGCUUUGAUAACUCGGGUCAUUCGGGACCGAUCAACUGGGCUAACAACCCGUCGUACUAUACGCAGACUCAGUACGCUUUCAACCGUCUCGUCACCGAGUUUGUUCAGGAUGACUACGCUGGUGUCGUGACCGCUAUCCAAGCUGUUAACGAGCCAAAGGGUAAUGUUGUACCCGAGGUUCAAGAGUUGCUGAACAAGUACUACCCUUGGGCUCGUGACAAGGUUGCCAAACCCGACGGUUGGAACAAGUACUCCAACAUGCUCCUCGCAAUUCACGAUGCUUUCCAGGGCCUGCAAUACUGGCAAAACUUCUGGACGGGUCGUGCUCGUCAUCGUGUCCUACUCGACACCCACCCUUACUUUGUCUACUCGGAUUGGGAACAUCAAGCUAAAGACACAGAACGCCUCCAGGAAGCCUGCAACCUCGUCGGAUCUUUCGAAAAGUCGCAACAGUACUACCCCUCGAUCGCGGGUGAAUGGGGAAUCAACGGACCCAACGGAGACCGUGCGCAGGAUCGCAACCUUCCUGUGGGUCCUGUCAAGUUCCCUUCCGGUCCCAACUAUCCUUAUUCGGUGAAAUACAUGGCUUUCAUGGCGAGGAACUUUAAGACGCAGCAAUGGAUUUACGAGCAAGGUGGUGGAUGGAUCAUGUGGUCGUGGAGGAACGAUAACAAUCCGGAUUGGUCAUACAAGACUGGUUUGCAGUACGGUUGGAUUCCUUCCGACUUGGACCAGCAACCAUAUGGUGCUAACCCUUGUGCUUGCAUCCCGAGCUUGAUGGAGGCGGCCAACAAUGGUACUGCUGAGGCUGAAUGGGCCAAGUUCGAGUUGGAGGAGGCAAUUUACUAA